Baudoinia panamericana UAMH 10762 is the source of this 3095-nucleotide messenger RNA. RefSeq lists its product as uncharacterized. Bases 1 to 2898 code for a protein of 965 amino acids. Lineage: Eukaryota; Fungi; Ascomycota; Dothideomycetes; Mycosphaerellales; Teratosphaeriaceae. Gene Ontology annotation, biological process: double-strand break repair via homologous recombination; reciprocal meiotic recombination. The record is from RefSeq and is a predicted model, not a curated record. Gene Ontology annotation, cellular component: nucleus. Gene Ontology annotation, molecular function: ATP-dependent chromatin remodeler activity; ATP binding; DNA translocase activity. The transcript is spliced from 2 exons.
AUGAAGCCUUUCAGACCCCCAACGAUGGUCAACUCUCAAACCUACUGGCAUCCAAGCGGAGAGCCUCCGACGAAAAAACGACGCCUCAGCAGCAACACCUCCACAAACGACCAUAUGGAAGCCGUGAGUGCAGCUGCACACUUGCUGAAAAGGCCGAAACCGGGCAAAAAUUUCCAGCCACCGGCGCAGCGACGGCCGCUUAAUGUGGUUCCAAAUCUGCCCGCUUCUUCGCAAAGCAACAGUUCCGACAUUGGUCUGGAGGGCUAUUUCACGGUGCUCUGGCGCAAAUUUACAACGAAGAAACACAAGACCUGGGACGGUGACGGCGUGCUGUCGGUUUCAGGUGGCUACGCCACUCUCCAGGACAUCUCUGGCAGAGAGCUUGGCAGGGCGAUCUGUAAGGGCCCGCUUCUUGUAGGCACAGAGCUGUCUGUUGGAGGCAAAGAUGUUGAGGUGGAGUCCAUGAUAACCAAAGAAGACCUUCUUGCGGGUAGACCGUUUCUGGGCAACGUGAAGCAGCAGCCGCCUCCACCGUCCGUGAAGGAGCUAGAUGAGGUCAGCCGUGUCACUAACAAAGCUCAAGGUCGCCACGACAAGAUCGUCGAGACUCAGAGGGAUCCUGUGCAGCGUGUGGCCGUAACGUCGAAAGCCACGAGCCAGAAGUACAAGCCGCCGCUCCUGAACGAUACCGUGCAACAGCCCAAGCGGGACGCCAUCAUGCCGAUUCCGCGUCACAACCCCCAUGCUGAAGGUGCGCUUGUGAUGAGACGACUUAAAAGCGUACCAAAAGGCAAGCAAAUUGUGGACGUGGUUGUUGAUCCGAUCUUGACGAAGUCCUUGCGCGAACAUCAGCGCGCGGGUGUUGCAUUUCUGUACGAAUGCGUCAUGGGCAUGAAACAAUACGACGGCGAGGGAGCCAUUCUGGCGGACGAAAUGGGGCUCGGCAAGACAUUGCAGACAAUCGCGCUCGUCUGGACGCUUCUCAAACAGAAUCCCGUUUACCAAGACGCUCCAGUGAUCAAGAAAGCGUUGAUCGUAUGUCCAGUCACCCUGAUCAACAAUUGGCGCAAGGAGUUUACGAAGUGGCUCGGCAAGGAGCGCGUAGGCGUAUUCGUCGCGGAGAGCAAGAAGACGCGGCUAACAGACUUCACCAUGGGCAGGAGCUAUAGCGUUAUGAUUAUUGGCUAUGAGAAGCUUCGAAUGGUGCAAGAGGAUUUGCAGAAGGGAAGCGGCAUUGACAUCGUCAUUGCCGACGAGGGUCACCGCCUGAAGACUGCGCAGAACAAGUCUGCCUUAGCAAUUCGCUCACUGAAGACGGAUCGGCGGAUCAUACUUAGUGGCACGCCGAUCCAGAAUGACUUGGCAGAGUUCUUCACCAUGGUCGAUUUCGUCAAUCCCGGCUUGUUGAACAAGUAUUCGGUCUUUAAACGGGAGUUCGAGAAUCCCAUACUCAAGAGUCGACAGCCUGGCGCUUCUGCGAAGGACGUGGAGAAGGGCGAAGCGCGUAGCGAAGAGCUAGCGAAGCUCACCGGCAUGUUCAUCUUGCGGCGAACAGCAGAAAUACUGUCGAAGUAUUUGCCGCCCAAGACGGAGUACGUGGUUUUUUGCAGACCCACCGAAGCACAAGCGUUGGUGUAUCGAGCGAUCAUCGGAUCACCAACUUUCAACGCGGCACUGGGCUCGUCUGCUGUCACACUUGAACUUAUCAAUAUCCUCAAGAAGGUCUGUAACAGCCCGACCUUAUUGCUGAGGAAAGGCGACAAAGGGGACGAUGCGACUAAGCCCGAGCUUCUCGGAUGCGUGCCUUCGGGUCUGCUCAGGACGCCUGGCGCGAGCGGGAAAUUGCAGGUGCUCGAUUCACUGCUUCAUCGCAUCCGGACCACAACAGAAGAGAAGGUAGUGCUUGUCAGCAACUACACGGCGACUAUGGAUAUCCUGGGGAAUCUGCUGAGUUCGCUCUCGUACAGAUAUCUUCGGCUGGAUGGCUCAACACCUGCAGGCAAACGGCAGGAGUUGGUCGAUCGUUUCAACAGGUCGCCGCCAAGUAACUCAUUUGUCUUUCUGUUGUCCGCUAAAGCUGGUGGUGUCGGCCUCAAUCUGAUCGGCGCAUCCAGGCUGAUACUUUUCGAUCUAGACUGGAACCCUGCGACAGACCUUCAAGCGAUGGCUCGAGUGCACAGAGAUGGUCAGAAGCGGCCGUGCUUCAUCUAUCGCUUGGUUACACAAGGUGCUCUCGACGAGAAGAUAUUUCAGCGGCAGGUCAGCAAGACGGGACUGGCUGACAGUAUAGUAGACGGCAAGAGCGGUGUCAGUGGCUUCACUCGUGAGGAGCUCCGCGACCUCUUCAGCCUAGAUGAAGAUCUGGACUGCCAAACGCACAAGCUACUUGGCUGCAGCUGUGGCGGGAAUGGCACGCUUGUGUCGCCUGAUCCUGAAAUCGCGCUUCCAGGUCGCAACGAUCUGGCAUCACUCAGUACUGCGGCCGGUGGAUUCAUCGAUCUUGAGGAAGCCCAGCAACCAGAAAUUAUCUGGAUGGACGCUGACUCUGACGACGAAAUCCUGUCACGGAAGGACAUUGUCAAAUGGCGGACUGGGAAUCAGGUCGACUGGCAGACACAGGAAGCGGACAUCAAACGGAAAGCUCGAGAGUGCCUUAACGCUGAUGGCAAGGCGAAAAUGCUUAGCCUCAUGCAAUAUGCCCACUUUGAUACUGCCAACUCUGCAGUGCCGAAACUCUCUGACCAAACCGAGAUGGUAUGGGGUGAUGACGAGCCAUGGGAGAACGAGCCGCAAGAGCUGAACAGUCUCGAGACUGCGAUCGAAGACGAUGCGCUGCGGACGGUAAUCCGUGAGGACGGUAAGAGAAUUGGCUUCGUCUUCACCAAAACGAGCACGUGACCAGUGAUGCUCUUGAACCGCGAGCGGCGAAUGUGGUCGGGACAAUGCGACAAGAAAGUGCCAGACCACACCGACACCACAUUUUCCGAAGUCCGAGUGUGCAUGUAGGCCAUCGUAUGUAUGUAUAUCUAAUCUAGCACAGCGAUUAGUCCAGCGAUAGCUGCAUCCCUCGCAAACAGGUUUCCCGUGGAGCUAUC